Ylistrum balloti is the source of this 4835-nucleotide messenger RNA. RefSeq names its product NGFI-A-binding protein 1-like. The record is from RefSeq and is a predicted model, not a curated record. NCBI's taxonomy places the organism in Eukaryota, Metazoa, Mollusca, Bivalvia, Pectinida, Pectinidae. Gene Ontology annotation, biological process: negative regulation of DNA-templated transcription. Bases 87 to 1880 code for a protein of 597 amino acids. Gene Ontology annotation, molecular function: transcription factor binding; transcription coregulator activity. Gene Ontology annotation, cellular component: nucleus. The transcript has 10 exons.
CCUUCGCCCACACAAAAACUACGCCGACCUAGGGAACAAAAUCCGACUCGCGUUUUCACUGGUGGUAAGAAGACUUUUCGGUUGGCAUGACUUCCACCCAGCCUAGAAAUUCUUCAGAAUGGCAGCUAUACCGAGUUCUUCAAAGAGCCAACCUUCUCCCUUACUAUGACACAUUUAUAGGUCAAGGAGGAGAUGAUGUCCAACAGCUUUGUGAGGCUGGAGAGGAUGAGUUUCUAGAGAUCAUGGCUUUAGUUGGCAUGGCUAGUAAACCUCUCCAUGUUCGCCGUUUACAGAAAGCUUUACAGGAAUGGGUUUCUAACCCAGCUGCAUUCCAGAACCCAAUGGCUGUAUCGGUGGGUCCAUUAUUAGGCACUUCUAAUGCCGUCAGUGUGACAAUGGGAGGGGUCAUGACCCCUGUCAGGGAUCCACAACCGCAGCAGUCCAUUAUCUACACAUCCCAGCAUUCCUCGCCUGUCAGUGCCGCGGUUUGGACACCCCAGCUCCAGCCUGCCCAGCAACAGCAACAGCCAGCUCCUCCCUCACAGCCUGUACAACAACCCCCACCACUGACCCCAAGCCCCCAGCACCAGGUCACCGUGGUCACACCUGUCAAACCACAGCCUCCACCCCAGUCAUCACCAGCCCCACCCCCAAUCAGCAUCAGUCCUGGCCCAAACCCCACCCCCACCAGCUCAUCAGGGGGUUCGGUUCAGGGCGACUUUAAGUCAGAGAGUUUUUCUGUGCCCAUGACAUCGGAGGGGACACCAGAAUUAUCCAGUUCCACAUCACCUGUGCCAACCCCAGUCCUUGUGGAAAGUCAGAUCAAUUCCAUAGCAGAAGCUGCAGCCAAACUAGCCCAGGAAUUACCCAUGUUUGAAACCAAAAGACUCAAUAUGAAAAAGCUUAUCAACAGGGAAAUCAUGGCAGUGAUGCAGAUGUCCGAAGAUGACCCAAAUAGAAUGGAGGAGUUGAGGAAAUAUGCUGCUAUCUAUGGUCGAUUUGAUUCAAAAAGAAAAGGAGAAAAACCAAUGUCCCUACAUGAGAUCUCCGUGAAUGAAGCAUCGGCCCAGCUUUGUCGACAUCGUGUAUCGUUACUUACACGACGAGAAGAUUUGUUUCCAUUGGCUAGACAGAUAGUGAAAAACAGUGGGUACCAGUACUCCAAGGGCCACUCCAGAGCAUCCGAUGUAGUUGUUCCUAUGACGUCAGCCAAACGAACACGAUUUGAUCCUUUAUAUGUCAAGUUAGAAAAGGAGCGCAUAACAAACUUGAGUCAGGAGUUGUUACUAAUCACCCAGCGCCAGGACGACCUGAAGGCCCAGCUUCAGACUGCCAAGGAGUCUGGAGGUGUUGACUCUGAGGUCUACAGAUCCCUACAAUCUGAACUUGAACAAACCACAGUCCGCCAACUACAGCUUCUUUCUGAACAAAAUGAGAUUGUACAGAAACACAAACGUCUCUCGGAGGAAGAUUUACAAAGUGGAAGUUCCUCGCCAAGGGAAGAUAAUUCUGGAGACAUGGAUGAGUUUAAUUUGAUGGUGCGGUCCCAAUUGUACACAACACAGAUACCAGGAGGCUUGAUGCAGGACACUUUAUUUGAUGAAGGCUUACGUAUCGCACAGCAGUAUGGCAUGGCCGACUUUGCACAGGAACUGAAACAGAUGCAUCCAGUGGAGGAUUCGAGUGAAAGUGGGGAGGGGGAUGGGAAUACCAAUGGUGUCAAACCUACAGAGAAUGGAAAGUCCCCGAAAAACAAUGGUGACAGUGUUUCAACUGUAGAUAAGCCAAAACUGUUACCAAUCAAACUGGCCACAACCAAUGGCACAGAUUUUACAGUGAAAACUGAGCCAGUCGAUUCCGUGGAAGUGAACGGCAGUUGAUACAUGAUAUUAUAAAGUGUUACAAUUUUAUAACUAUUUACAUGACCCAAAUUAUUUCAACAUUCCUAUAUUUUAGUUUAAAAUGGAUUGAGAAGAGGUGUGACUGGAACUUUCCACAGGCUAGUAGUUGUUAGUGUAUGUUAUAAAUACUUUAAUAUAUGAUGUAUGACAGAAUGACUUCAGAUUUUUAUGAUUUAAAUGUGCAUGUGAAAAAGGUUUUGUUAUGUGAUAAAUUUUGUAAAAAGUAGGAAAAGGAGCUCAAAGCUACUUGGUUUGGUGACAACAAGUGUAAAUCGUGUGACAGUAGGGCCAUGAAAUAGUACCACAUUCGUCUUUCACCUAAGCAACCAGGGUUGAAUUCCUAGAUCGAUUGGGACAAAUUUUGGGAGUCAUCUGUCUACUAUGUGGAUUCUCCCGUUGUAAGAACCCUGACAUUGGCCAACAAAAGUGAUAUAUAUAAGCAGAUGGCUUGUUUGGCAUGUGUUGUAAAUGAAUGUCGUGAAAGAAUAGUAACUCUUAGAGUUUAUGUGGGAAUACUGCCCUUUUUGAUUACAUUUGUUGAAUACCAGUAUGUGUACAGAGACUGCCUUUUCGUUUUUUGUGUUUGAAUGGAGAAAAUGCCUGUAGUUAUCAAUGUAAAUCCAUAUAGACUGUGGGUUGUGUGGCUUCUAUUAGAAUGACCAAGUGCUUGUACUGUAGAUGUAAGAAUAUAUGUGGAGCUUUCCCUUUUAUGUUGUAUCACUUCCAACAUUACCAUAUAUAGGAUUAUAGAAAUGUCCUACUGUCGUCCUUGUUGGCCUCCUAGUACAUUUCUGCUUUGGCAGACAAAUUGUACUGCUUCAGCAGAUUUUACUGAACUUGAUGCACCUACACACUACACAAUAGACAACAGUUUUUAAAAAAAGGUAUUUAUCGUACUCACCAUUUUGUGCAAAGAAAUACAAAAUGUGAUGAAAUCAGAGGACAUCUGUAAUGUGUAUCCUUAUAGUAUGAAGGACCAGGGGCCUGUUUACUAUGUAGACAAACUUAUUUGCGGUAACUUUGAAAAACUAUCUGGGCAUAAAUCGAGACAGAUCUACAAAUAUUAAUACAGGCCUUAAAAGGCUUAGUUGAAGCUUGUCAGAAAGUAAAAUAAGACCUGUAAUCGAUUACAGAUUAAUAUUUGAAGUAUAAUAGCAAUGUAUUUUGGAAGAAAUUGUGCCCAUGCCUGCAGUAGGUCUGCCCUUACUUCAUAGACAAACAACCUGGUCCAUCAAGUCAAACCAAUGAACAAAUAUGGCCCAUGUGAAAGUGCAUCAAGACAGAUGAAUUAGUUACAUCAUUGUUGGUUUUACAAUUGUUGUUAGUUAUACUGUUCUUGCAUUUACCUAUUCAGUUAAAGCUCCGUGGGUUAAACAUACGAGUUCUGUAUCACGCUUUUUGGAUGGCAUUGAAAUAAUAUCUGAACAGUGCUAGAUAUAUUGUUGGGAUUACACUUCAUUUUUUAAGUCAAUAUUUAAUUUAAUUCUGUUAAUUCAACAGAAACAUUGGAGGCAUCAUUACUAGAACAAAUAUUUCAAAACACAACUGGAGAAUUCAGACCAAGAAGUGAGUUUUCAGUGGUAGCUUGAUGGAGUUUUCAUACAUUUCCAUUCAUGUGUCUGUAAUUAUGGUAGAAUCUGUUAUGGAAACUGUAUAUUUGGUUAUCUGUAUGUCCGUGUAUGAUGGUAUGUUUACAGCUGUUUGUAUCAUUAUAUGAAAGUGAUUCAAAACAUGAACCAGUGUCUGCAUGUUAGGUUGGAUUAAAAGGACAUAAAUGGGAAUACUUUCAGAAAAGUCAUUAUACUAGAAAACUGCAUAAAGAUGCUUGUAGCACCAAUUAUAUUGCGGGAAAGAUUUAUAUAUUCCAGGAGCCAAAUGUUAGUAUAUUCCAGGAACCAGAUGUUUGUAUGUUCUUUGAGCCAGAUGUUGGGAUAUUCCAGGAGCCAGAUGUUAGUAUGUUUGUGAAGCCAGUAAUUCUUUGUUGUAAAAUGUGUUGUACAGGCGCAAAAAUAUCUACAUAGAAUUUUGAUACCAAUACUUACCAGUCUUGGUACUAUUAUUGUUAGGAGCUUGUCCUUAUUUGGCCCCAGAUCUGCAUUGUGCUGUUCUUCUUCUCUACACCAGGUGUCAAGAGAAGUCUUCAGUAUACCUAUGUUUACUUUCUAUGUAUUUCAUACUUGUCCAAUUUUUAAAAAUUAUCAUAGGGGAAAUUUAACAUAAUGCUAAUUCAUAAUUGAAUUGUGUGUAUAUACACCUUCCGGUAAGGAAAUAACACCUGAAAAUGGCAUCUUUUGGGUCGUUCAUUCAAUCAAAUCAUUAAAUCUCAGAAAAGGAGAAUAGUUAUGCAAGUUCUGUGUUUGAAAAUAGCAAAAUAAGGGGUCCAGAAUCAAGUUGCUUUUCUGAAUGGAGAAUGUUUGCAAGUAUGGUAUUUAUAAUGCUUCUGAAGGAAGAGCAUAUAGUCGCUGCUUUGUUUGUUCCUCCAUCCGUCUGUCUGUCCAUUCGUUCGUCCGUGCCUCUGUCUGUCCAUCAUAAUUUUGUCUGGAGCAUAUCACAAAAACUAUAAGAUCUAUCAAUAUGAAACUUUGUAGGUAGAUCAAUCUUGAAAACGAGAAUUGCAGUGUACUAGAACCAUAACUCUCUUUUGCAUAAUCUAGGAGUUAUUGCCAUUUAUUUUUCAUAUUUAGAUUUUGUCAAAAUUAGCUCUUUAGGUACUAGUUUUUAUCUGGGGAGCAUCCAUCAGUUCUGUCGAUUCUCUUGUUAGUUUGUUAAACAGUUUCAGUCUAGAAUGGUAAAGUUUGUUAAACAGUUUCCUGGAGUUUCAGUCUAGAAUGGUAAAGUUUGUUAAACAGUUUCAGGGAGUUUCAGUCUAGAAUGGUAAAGUUUGUUAAACAGUUUCAGGGAGUUUCAGUCUAGAAUAGUAAAGUUUGUUAAACA